Messenger RNA from Brenthis ino (lesser marbled fritillary), 1086 nucleotides. The record is from the annotation of a GenBank genome assembly. NCBI's taxonomy places the organism in Eukaryota, Metazoa, Arthropoda, Insecta, Lepidoptera, Nymphalidae.
AUGGAGGGCCAGGAGUGGCGCGACGACUGGCAUCAGCCCCGUCAGAUGGACGGUGUAGUGUCAAGUCAAUUUCCUCGUGGAAGUUUCCAUUUACACUCGUUAGCGGAGCGCGUAAGUAGAGAUCAGGCUCUAUUACCGGUACUGCCACCUUUGCACAAUGAAAUGCGAGAUAACGCUGUGUGUUCGCGUAGCACGUACUCUCCCCUACAGGCGCUCAGUGAGAGCACGUGCAGGGACCACGGCGCGACCGCGCCCCCGCCGCAGCCGCCGCCGCCGCGUAUGCAGGUCCCAAGCCAAAACGUGACCCUACACCCGGCGGUAGCGCGUUGCAGCGCCACGCUCGAGCUGGCCGCCCUAUGGCGCAGCUUCCACGAGCUCGGCACCGAGAUGAUCGUGACGAAGGCUGGGCGGCGCAUGUUCCCCGCGCUGCAGGCGAGGCUCGCGGGCCUCUUGCCUAAUGCGGACUAUCUGUUGCUGGUCGACUUCGUGCCGUUGGACGAUAAGAGAUAUCGAUAUGCUUUUCAUAGCUCGAGCUGGGUGGUGGCGGGCAAGGCGGACCCGGUUUCGCCGCCGCGCAUACACGUGCACCCCGACUCGCCCGCCGCCGGCGCGCACUGGACGCGCCAGCUCGUCUCGUUCGACAAGCUCAAGCUCACUAACAACCAGCUGGACGAUAAUGGCCAUAUCAUCCUGAACUCGAUGCACCGCUACCAGCCGCGGCUGCACGUGGUGUUCCUGCCGGGCGCGGGGCAGAGCGCGGCGCCCGGCACCGUGCCCUACCGUACCUUCGUCUUCCCCGAGACCGGCUUCACCGCCGUCACCGCCUACCAGAACCAUAGGAUAACACAACUGAAAAUAGCGAGUAAUCCUUUCGCAAAGGGCUUCAGAGAUUGCGAUCCAGACGACUGCCCGCCGGAGCAGGGCGCGGCGCGCGGGCGGCGGCGCGAGGCGGACGCGUGCCCGCUGGCGGCGCCCUACGCUGGCGAGCCCAGCGCCAGCGGCCCGCUGUACGCGCACGCGCACCCCGUGCGCUACCAGCCGCACUCGGGCCACAACAGUGCGUACACCGCGUACUACGCGCACAGA